Messenger RNA from Hydractinia symbiolongicarpus, 798 nucleotides. RefSeq names its product tigger transposable element-derived protein 6-like. The record is from RefSeq and is a predicted model, not a curated record. The transcript has a single exon. Gene Ontology annotation, cellular component: nucleus. Bases 1 to 798 code for a protein of 265 amino acids. Lineage: Eukaryota; Metazoa; Cnidaria; Hydrozoa; Anthoathecata; Hydractiniidae. Gene Ontology annotation, molecular function: DNA binding.
AUGACAGCACCAUGGUCAGAGACAACCUUACCAACCAUUUUGUCCCGCUAUCCUUUGGAAAACAUUUUCAAUGCCGACGAAUUCGGGCUCUUCUUCCAAUGCCUUCCAAAUAAAUCUCUGCACAUGAAAGGUGAAAAGUGCUUUGGAGGAAAGCAUAGUAAAGUCAGACUUACUGGGUUAGCUGCUGGCAAUGCCUUAGGAGAGCGCUUACCAAUGUUUGUAAUCGGAAAGUCUGUCAAACCUCGUUGCUUUAAAGGUGUCAAAACACUACCCUGUCGAUACCGUUCGCAAAAAAAGAGCUGGAUGUCUGGAGAGCUGUUCGAAGAUUGGGUACGCGAGUUUGAUCGAAAAUUUUCUGUCUCUAAACGAAAAAUUGCUCUGAUUGUUGACAAUUGCACCGCUCAUCCUCAUGUUGAAAAGCUGGAAUGGGUACAAUUAAUCUUCCUUCCUCCGAAUACAACGUCGCAUACUCAACCUAUGGACCAAGGAAUCAUUCGUGCACUGAAAGCGAAUUAUCGAUCGUUAGCAGUCCGCAAGUUAAUAAAAGCAUUGGAUGAAAAAGUCUCUAUCCCGAAGUUCUCGAUUCUUGCUGCUAUGUUCAUGCUUAGAAAAGCGUGGAACGAUAUUGACAACCAAACCUUUACCAACUGUUUUCAGAAAUCAGAAAUUUCCCAGAAGGAUGCUGAAAAUGCCAUCAACGAAGAUGACGAUCCAUUCAAAGACCUUGUCAGUAGCGAGGUAGAAGAGGACCCAAUCCCGACCCUCGAUGCUGAUCUCUCGUUCCAAGCUCGUACAUAA